UUGGCACACGCCAAUCAAGCAGAGCACUCGCCGCUCAUUGGUCGGCCGUUAUGAAUGAGGUGGGUCUUGACGACACACCGUGUGAGCUACUGUUGAAAUUCCAGUGCUAACCAACUUUAGCCAGCUUGCUAACAUGUAAUUUAGCUAAUGUGAAGGACUACAUAUACAGCGCUAAUCUGGAUUUAAAUGCAAAAAUAUUGUAUUACCAAUAUAACUAUAUCGUAAAAAAUCGUCUUGAUGAUCGCUACUGCGCGUGUCUUAUAACUGCAACCAGGACAUGUCCAGUUAGUUAGCCAGAACGCAGCACUCGGUGGAUAACGAACCUGGCAAGCUAGCCAGACCCUUUCUACUGGGUCUGCGUUGUGGGAAUUUGACAGGUUUCAUCCACCCAGAGGACAACUAAGCCGGUGGCUGUGACUACCAUGAGUCCCGCGGGCUGCCCCCAUGUCAACGGCUUCAAAGUGGACAACUGGAAGCAGAACCUGAGGGUUAUUUAUCAGUGUUUCGUGUGGAGCGGGUCAGCCGAGACCAGAAAACGCAAGGCCAAGUCGUGUAUCUGCCACAUGUGCGGCGCCCACCUCAACAGGCUCCACUCAUGCCUCUACUGCGUCUUCUUCGCCUGCUUUGCCAAAAAACACAUCCACGAGCACGCCAAGAGCAAAAGGCAUAACCUAGCCAUUGACCUGCUGUAUGGAGGAAUUUACUGUUUUAUGUGCCAAGACUACAUUUACGACAAAGACAUGGAACAGAUUGCCAAAGAGGAACAGAGGAAGGCCUGGAAAAUGCAAGGCAUAGGGGAGAAGUACUCAACGUGGGAGCCCACCAAGAGGGAGCUAGAGCUUCUCCGCCACAACCCUAAGAGGAGGAGAAUCACCUCCAACUGUACUAUUGGCCUGCGCGGGCUGAUAAACCUGGGCAACACGUGCUUCAUGAACUGCAUCGUCCAGGCGCUGACACACACUCCGCUGUUGCGUGACUUCUUCCUGUCCGACCGACACAAAUGCGAGAUGCAGAGCAACUCCUGUUUGGUGUGUGAGAUGUCGCAACUCUUCCAGGAGUUCUACUCAGGCCACCGGUCGCCACACAUCCCCUUCCGUCUUCUCCACCUGGUGUGGACCCACGCCCGCCACCUGGCCGGCUACGAGCAGCAGGACGCCCACGAGUUCCUCAUCGCAGCGCUGGACGUCCUGCACAGACACUGCAAAGAUGACAAUGGUAAGAAAGCCAACAACCCCAACCACUGUAACUGCAUCAUCGACCAAAUCUUCACCGGGGGCCUGCAGUCUGACGUCACCUGUCAAGUCUGCCAUGGUGUCUCGACAACCAUAGACCCGUUCUGGGACAUCAGCCUGGACCUGCCGGGCUCCUCCACCCCGUUCUGGCCCCUCAGCCCUGGAGGAGACGGAUCUGCACUGAACGGAGAGAGUCACACCACCGGGGCCACAACACUCACAGACUGUCUGCGCAGGUUCACCAGGCCAGAGCACCUCGGCAGCAGUGCUAAGAUCAAGUGCAGCGGUUGCCAUAGUUACCAGGAGUCCACCAAGCAGCUGACCAUGAAGAAGCUGCCCAUCGUGGCCUGCUUUCACCUCAAAAGGUUUGAGCAUUCAGCCAAACUGCGGCGGAAGAUCACGACUUAUGUCUCCUUCCCGUUGGAGUUGGACAUGACCCCCUUCAUGGCCUCCAGUAAAGAGAGCAGGAUGAAUGGGCAGUACCAGCAGACCGUGGACCCCUUCAACAAUGACAAUAAGUACAGUCUAUUUGCAGUAGUAAACCACCAGGGAACACUAGAGAGCGGCCAUUACACCACCUUCAUCCGCCAGCACAAGGACCAGUGGUUCAAAUGUGACGAUGCCAUCAUCACCAAGGCCAGCAUCAAGGAUGUCCUGGAUAGUGAAGGGUACCUUUUGUUUUAUCACAAGCAGUUCCUGGAGUACGAGUAGCUUCCCUCCACCAGAGCCGCCUGCGGGUGGAGACGAGGGAUGAUGCAAGGAUGAGUUGCACGGGAAAAGGUAACGGAGGGAUGAGACGGGCACGGAAACGGGAAACGCAAGCCUGCCUGAGUCACUCUUUAAUUGCAACUCUCACUCGUAACAUGGAACCACCCCUUACUCCAUACUAAUCUAGUUCCACUUGUACGACAUUCAAAAGAGAACUGUACGCAAGUGUUUAGGAACCAAACAAAACGCAAGGAAUUUGGGAUGGUGAUAUGUACGGGCCCUGAUGGGUUAUUGUAUAAAAUGACGUUCACUUGAAUUCAAAGGAUAUAAGCAGCUGUGAUCAUCCGCUGUUCUGCAAAAUCAGCGUGUACUUGAGAUCAGGCACAGGACAUACAGCGCCGUAUCCCGCCUUGUUCCACUGUUUUUUGUUUUUGUUUUUUUUUUAAGAUCCAGACAGAUGAACCGACGGUUAUUUUGUAACUUUCAUUUAUCCGGGGAAGGUUGACUUAAUCCCCAGUGCUGUUCUUCACCGUGUUUUGUGUUCGCACAGCUGCAUUUAAUAACACCUGAACGUGAAAAUAUGUGGAGUCGCAGCCUUCCGCAGGGAUUUGAGGCUCUGCUUUAAAGAAGAAUUUCUUCGUCUUUUUUUUUUAUUUGCUUCACCUAAACCGCAACUUCUGGACACAAGCGCACUUGUCUGACACACCCACACUCCUCCAAAUGACCAAAUAUUUCAAAGGAUGGAAGUUAUCAUGCUUUUUUUUGUUGAGAAUGCAAAAAAGCAGAGGAAAAAAACUACAGAGACAGUUAAUUCCAUUUAUUACUCGUGAGUUUGUAGGAAACAUUGACUUUAACAAGGGAUCUGUUGUUUUCUGCCCCUCAUGCUCAUUCCAACAGUCCCGGGGGAAAGAAGUGACACGGUGAACAUUACAUUUUUAUACAUGCUGUAAUUAAAUCGUCUGUUUACGGUUUUGCAUUCUCCCCAAACUCCCGCAUCGUUCGCCUGUGUCACUUUGUGCCGUCAAUCAUGUUUUUAUUUCUUUGUACACACAAAAGCAAAAAUAGUGCCGCUAACAGUCCUGGCAAGGCAACACUUCUUUUGAAGGGGUGUGCAUAAGACUGACAUGACACCGUCAUAACCAUGAUAUGAAACCUGUCAUAAACAUGAGUCUUUUGAAUUUUGUGUCAUUCGCUACAUUAUGACACUUUUAACGAUAAGGAAGCAUUGCUUGAGAUGUUUGUGUUGGCGUAAUGAUAGCUUGUUGUAUUUUUAACACAUAAAGCUAAAUAGUUUCUUAAACCUUGAUAAUUAGGCCCGCCAUGACAUGUUUUUGACAGCUCAUGGUGUUUUGGUUAAUGUCAAGUUGACAUAACACGGAGGUUGUUGUCAUGGCUCAUGUCAAGUUGUCUUAACACAAACAUCUCAAACAAUGCUAACUUUGCAUUAAAAGCGUCAAAAUGUAACGAAUAUCAGUCAUAAACAUUCAAAAAGACUCCCUGUCAUAGUCACAACUGUGUCGUGUCAGUCUUACGCACACCCCUUCAAACGCAGUGGAACCCAGUCGUGACACUGCUGCUAUGGCGGCUUCAUUUCAUUUUCUGUAUGUUUCCUGUUUAAUUUGACGGCAUUUUGGCGCUACAGAGUCAUAUUCUUCAUAUUCAAGAUAAAUCGUCGCCGUGCUGUUUCAUGUAAAUGGCAACAAAAAAAGAAAUGAAACAGGAGUAUGUAUAAUGGGUCCGAAGCUCGAUCCUGCAGUGUUAAUUGUCGGCCGCAUGUUGCUCUCUCUCUGUGUGUGUGUGUGUGUGUGUGUGUGUGUGUGUGUGUGUGUGUGUCUGUGUGUGUGUGUGUGUGUGCGUGCGUGUGCGUCCGAGAAAAGAAAAGAUCAGUGUAGAUGUUUGUAUAAAAUGUGUCAUUUUGCAUAAAGGGAGAAAAACAUAAAGUGCGUAUGUGUUCCCGUUUGUAUGCACGUGUGUCGUGCGUAUGUACCGAGUGUCCGUGUACUGAAUCAGUACUUGCAUUCAGCAUGCCGUCUGAGCUGGGUAUCACAGUUUGAUAGGAUUUUUUUUUUUCCACAUGUUGAUGAUGUAUGGUAAAGUAUAUGUGUACAGUUUGUAUGUUAAGAGACACAUUGUGAAACCUCAGAGUGGAUUUUCUUCUUCUUUAUCGCUGGAUCCGGCCACGGGUUCGUAAUCAGAAGAAACGAUGAACUCGACCCGGUCGAUAAUUACCCACACACACACACACACACACACACACACACACACACACACACACACACACACACACACACACACACACACGUAACUGCUGCAAGAACUGGACACAUUGAUAGAAAAAGACACUCAAAUAAAGAAAAUCUAUAUCUGUUAA
Etheostoma spectabile (orangethroat darter) is the source of this 4311-nucleotide messenger RNA. RefSeq names its product ubiquitin specific peptidase 22 (gene usp22). NCBI's taxonomy places the organism in Eukaryota, Metazoa, Chordata, Actinopteri, Perciformes, Percidae. Gene Ontology annotation, molecular function: cysteine-type deubiquitinase activity; zinc ion binding. The transcript is spliced from 13 exons. The coding region runs from base 423 to 1943 and encodes 506 amino acids. The record is from RefSeq and is a predicted model, not a curated record. Gene Ontology annotation, biological process: protein deubiquitination.